AUAAAUGACCCAUUCUCAAACAUGUUGACAACAAUGUGAUUAAAUAUGACAUAACUUUAGUCUCUACACUACCAGUACCAACAUACCAAUAUUUCUGUGUGAUUAAUUUUCUCCAUAAGGUGAUAGAAUGUUACAUUAGAGCCAUCCUCAAUUCUAAGGAUACUGCUGGCCGACUGUUCCUCAUGAAUCACUACACCGUAGGUGCAAUUGUACAUGGCACAAGAGAGCAGAUGGCAAGGCAAGGGUUAAAAAAGGUCACAUUUGAUGACUAUGAUGGAGCCAUUGGAUUUGUCAACAUAAGAAAUGUGCACUGGAAGUUUGUGUAUCUUCAUGCCCUUUCAAACCACAUUUUUGUGGUUGAUCCUCUACAAGGGUCAAAUGAAGUCGAGGACUCCAAAAAGGCUGGCUACAGAUUUGGACAGUAUUUCAAAAUGCGCCGGAACAGACUUGGAAAGGAGGACUGGGUUAACAUCAAGUGGCAGCCUGGCAAGAUAACGCACACCUUCCAGAAAGAUGACACCAGUUGUGGGAUCUUUGUCAUGCAGAUGGCCAAGAUGACCGUGACACAGUUUCCAAACAUCCCAAAGAGGUUUCACAUUAACACAUCCAAAAAAUCUCUUCAAAAUCUAAGAAGAGACAUGGCAGAAGAAAUUCUGAAAGGAUCAGUUUCAAAGGAUGAGUUCUGUUCCUUCUGUGGCAAUGAGGACCUGCCCAAGACUGCUGUUGAUGCUGUCUGGAUUCAGUGUGAAACUUGCACAAAAUGGUUUCACAUGCAGUGCCUUGGAAUGACAGCGGCAACGACACCAAACACAGAUACCCCUUGGUAUUGAGUACUGUGCAACGACCCUAAAUAAAGAGGCUGUAGGUGUGUCAGAUCAGCAGUGACCAUGGAGCCGGAAGAAGAGGAGCGCCACGCCCACCACACAGACACAGACACACAGAGAAACACACAGGGGAGCACAGGAGACACAAGGGUAGGGGAAGAACAAGGAAAAAACUGGAGGCCAGGCUGUGGCUGCAACAACUAUAGUUAAGUUAUUGAUUAAUAUUACUUAUAAAAAUUCCCAGAAAUUAUUAAAAAUGCCUUUCAUUCAAACCAAGUGUUGUAGUGUAAUCUGUAGGAGACCAAUGAAGUGUGGAGUGAGUUUGGUGACACUACACUGCAUCAUAUUGAAAUUAUUGAUUAAUAUUCCUAAUAAAAAUUCCCAGAAAUUAU
Messenger RNA from Epinephelus lanceolatus (giant grouper), 1216 nucleotides. Lineage: Eukaryota; Metazoa; Chordata; Actinopteri; Perciformes; Serranidae. The record is from RefSeq and is a predicted model, not a curated record.